AGUGUAGCCUGAAACUACAUUUCUCAGCGGCCACUGGAACGACCUCAACCUCUGCCUCCUCGCCAGUUCAUUGUGGUCGUUGACCCGGCAGCGAGCUUUGGAGUUCAGCGAGGGAGAAGUCAGCGCCCGGCUCCGAGGUUGGAGCAGCCCCGCCGGGCAACUUGAAUUUCUGCAAACGAACACAGCACCGGGAGCUCUGCAGACCUGGGUCGGCGCGGAACCCGGACUGAGACAUGCCGUUUGAACUUCUCAGAUAGAGGAACCCCAGUGAAGACUGAUCAGUUCUUACAGUUCUCAAAGCAUGGCCCAUAAAUAUGUGGGUCUGCAGUAUCAGGGAUCAGUGACAUUUGAGGAUGUGGCCAUAGCCUUCUCCCAGCAGGAGUGGGAGAGUCUGGACUCUUCCCAGAGGGGCUUGUACAGAGAUGUGAUGUUGGAGAACUACAGGAACUUGGUGUCAAUGGGACAUUCCCUUUCUAAACCACAUGUGAUCGCCUUAUUGGAACAAUGGAAAGAGCCUGAAGUGACAGUGAGGAAAGAUGGAAGAAGAUGGUGCACAGAUUUGCAGUUGGAAGAUGAUACAAUCGGCUGUAAAGAAAUGCCCACCUCUGAAAACUGUCCAUCUUUUGCUCUACAUCAGAAAAUAAGUAGACAGAAACCACGUGAAUGUCGGGAAUAUGGAAAGACCCUUUGUCAAGACUCAAAGCCUGUUCAACAUGAAAGAAUACAUAGUAGUGAAAAACCCAACAGAUGUAAAGAAUGUGGGAAGAACUUUAGUAAUGGACAUCAACUCACCAUACAUCAGAGAUUGCAUGUUGGUGAGAAACCCUAUAAAUAUGAGAAAUGUGGGAAGGCCUUUAUCAGUGGCUCAGCCUUUGUUAAGCAUGGGAGAAUUCACACUGGUGAGAAGCCACUCAAAUGUAAGCAAUGUGGAAAGACUAUUAGCGGUAGCUAUCAACUUACAGUACAUAAGAGUAUUCAUACUGGGAAGAAACCAUAUGAGCGCGGGGAAUGUGGGAAAGCUUUUCUAGUAUAUGGAAAGCUUACCCGGCAUCAGAGUACUCACACUGGUGAAAAACCCUUUGGGUGUGAGGAGUGUAGGAAGGCCUUCAGUACCUCAUACCUGGUUCAACAUCAGCGAAUUCAUACCGGUGAAAAACCCUACGAAUGCAAAGAAUGUGGGAAGGCCUUUAGCACUAGCUCACCCCUUGCUAAGCAUCAGAGAAUUCAUACUGGCGAGAAACCCUAUGAAUGUAAGGAGUGUGGGAAGUCCUUCACUGUGUAUGGACAGCUUACUCGACAUCAGAGUAUUCAUACUGGUGAGAAACCUUUUGAAUGUAAGGAAUGUGGAAAGGCCUUUAGACUUAGUUCCUUCCUUCAUGCACAUCAGCGAAUUCAUGCAGGGAUAAAGCCCUACGGAUGCAAGGAAUGUGGGAAAACCUUCAGUCGUGCCUCAUAUCUUGUUCAACAUGGAAGACUUCACACAGGCGAGAAGCCCUAUGAAUGUAAGGAGUGUGGCAAGGCCUUUAGUACUGGCUCAUACCUUGUUCAGCAUCAGAGGAUCCAUACUGGGGAGAAACCCUAUGAAUGUAAGGAAUGUGGCAAAGCCUUUAUUAGUCGCCAUCAGCUUACCGUACAUCAAAGGGUUCAUACUGGAGAGAAACCCUAUGAGUGUAAGGAAUGUGGCAAGGCCUUCAGAGUGCACAUACAUCUCACACAGCAUCGGAAAAUUCAUACUGAUGUAAAGCCCUAUGAAUGUAAGGAGUGUGGAAAGACUUUUAGUCGAGCCUCGUACCUUGUACAACAUAGCAGAAUCCAUACUGGUAAGAAGCCGUAUGAGUGUAAGGAGUGUGGCAAGGCCUUCAGUUCUGGCUCAUACCUUGUUCAGCAUCAAAGAAUUCAUACUGGGGAGAAACCCUAUGGAUGUAACAAAUGUGGGAAAGCCUUUACUGUUUAUGGACAAUUUAUUGGACAUCAGAGUGUUCACACUGGUGAGAAACCUUUUGAAUGUAAGGAAUGCGAGAAGGCCUUUAGACUUAAUUCAUUCCUUACUGAACAUCAGCGGGUACACACUGGUGAGAAACCCUUUAAAUGCCAAAAAUGUGGGAAGACCUUUAGAUACAGUUCAGCCCUUAAAGUGCAUCUGAGAAAACAUGAGUGUUAUACCCUAAGAGUCUGAGGAGUGUGGGAAGUGCUUCAUGUGUGGCUCAAACAUUGUUGAACAUCAGGGAAUUUAUGCUGGUAGUAAACUUUCAAAUGUGAAGAAUAUUGGCAGGUCUAUUCUCAUCUUAUAAGAUAAUUCAUAAUAUAACUCAGAAAACAUAAGAAUAUUCCUUUGUCAUUUCUAGGUUUGUAAUACCAAUAUUUAUACUGGUGGACCAUUCAGAAAAAGUGGGAAACAUUAUUACUUAAUGGUUACAGCACUGACAGCAUGAACUUUUAUAUGAUGCAUUUAUUCUAAUGUGAUUGUAUGAACAAGUGAAUAAAAAACCUUGGACCUCCUAAA
Pan troglodytes (chimpanzee) is the source of this 2503-nucleotide messenger RNA. It is a transcript of the gene ZNF30, whose product is annotated as zinc finger protein 30. Gene Ontology annotation, cellular component: nucleus. Gene Ontology annotation, biological process: regulation of transcription by RNA polymerase II. Gene Ontology annotation, molecular function: sequence-specific DNA binding; DNA-binding transcription factor activity, RNA polymerase II-specific. The record is from RefSeq and is a predicted model, not a curated record. Lineage: Eukaryota; Metazoa; Chordata; Mammalia; Primates; Hominidae.